CGCAUAUACGUCACAGCGGGUUGGAGAGGACAAGAAAAAUACUGGGCUAUGUUAAUUCCUACAAUAUUUAUUCACCCAUGGUCCUCCUGUGUAUGCCCAUGAAGCUUUCGCAGUUUUAAGUGCAACUUCCUCUCGUCAGUCAGUGGUGUCGUGUGCGCCUCACAGCCCGCAGAGGAGUUCUGACACUGUCACACAGUCACUGAACUUCCCGUCAAGACACAGCACUGGCGAAAAGAGCUGCUGCUGCUGCUGACAAAAAAAGGGAAACGACAUCGGGUGGUGUCAAGAGGAGAGAGGACACACUCCAGUCCACAAGGCUCCUGGGCAGAGAAACGGUGCCAUUGUCCUCCAGCUGAGGGCGAACAGAGAGGCAGGUCUGGUGCUCUGUUAAUUAGCCUGCGUGGGUCCCUGCAGAGAGAGACAAGAGAGCAGCGCAGCUAGCUGCAGCACAGAGAGGCUUGCACGGGGUGUGAGUGACUGAGGGGCUAGUUUUAUCCACAAUAGGGACAUUUAUCUGACAAACUGAUGUUAGGUUUACUGAUGGGUGCGUUUAUCCGAUAGUCACCCCUCUACCCCCCAUUCGGACCCUGGCUCGGAUUCGCCACUCGGGCGCUGUCCUCGCCGGGGGGUGCCGGAUCACCAUCUCCCGGUCCAGCUAACUGAAGUCAGCGGUUCGGUCCCCCUGACCCCUGUCCUGCCCUGUCUGUCUGCCGCUCUGGCCAUCCCUAGCCGAGCCCGAACAUGGCAGGGAACCUGAAGAAAGGCGGGGGGCUCAUCGGAAUGAUGAAGGAUGCCUUCCAGCCACACCACCACCACCUCCACUCCCAUCACCAGCCCGGGGCCGUGGACAAAAAGACAGUGGAGAAAUGCUGGAAACUGAUGGACAAGGUGGUGCGUCUAUGCCAAAACCCCAAAUUGGCUCUGAAGAACAGCCCCCCUUACAUCCUGGACCUGCUGCCAGACACCUACCAGCACCUGCGCACCAUCUUGUCUCGCUACGAGGGUAAAAUGGAGACUCUGGGGGACAACGAGUACUUCCGGGUCUUCGUGGAGAACCUAACCAAGAAGACCAAGCAGACCAUCAGCUUGUUUAAGGAGGGCAAGGAACGCAUGUACGAGGAGAACUCACAACCCAGGCGGAACCUCACCAAGCUGUCAUUGAUCUUCAGCCACAUGCUGGCUGAGCUGAAGGCCAUCUUCCCCAAUGGUCUGUUUCAGGGUGACAACUUCCGCAUCACUAAGGCAGAUGCAGCAGAGUUCUGGAGACGUGCCUUUGGAGACAAGACCAUUGUGCCUUGGAAGAUGUUCCGCCAGUCACUCCAUGAGUUUCAUCCCAUCAGCUCCGGACUUGAGGCCAUGGCCCUCAAGUCCACGAUAGACCUCACCUGCAACGACUACAUCUCCGUCUUUGAGUUUGACAUCUUCACCAGGUUAUUCCAGCCUUGGUCAUCCCUGCUACGGAACUGGAACAGCUUGGCAGUUACUCACCCGGGGUACAUGGCCUUCCUCACCUACGAUGAGGUCAAAGCACGGCUGCAGAAGUUCAUUCACAAGCCUGGCAGUUACAUCUUCCGACUGAGCUGUACACGGCUGGGCCAGUGGGCCAUUGGCUACGUGACAGCAGAUGGAAACAUACUCCAGACCAUUCCCCACAAUAAACCCCUUUUCCAGGCCCUCAUAGAUGGCUUCAGGGAAGGAUUCUAUUUAUUUCCUGAUGGCCGGACCCAAAACCCAGACCUGACAGGACUGUGUGAGCCUUCUCCUCAAGACCACAUCAAAGUCACACAGGAGCAAUAUGAGCUGUACUGUGAGAUGGGCUCCACUUUCCAGCUGUGUAAGAUCUGUGCCGAGAAUGACAAGGAUGUGAAGAUUGAGCCCUGUGGUCAUCUCAUGUGCACCUCCUGUCUCACAGCCUGGCAGGAAUCCGAGGGUCAGGGAACGGGAUGUCCCUUCUGUCGCUGUGAGAUUAAGGGUACAGAGCCCAUCGUGGUGGAUCCUUUUGACCCCAAGGACAACAGCGGGGGCUCCUGCAGAGGCUCAUACGGGGCUGAGGGGGCUCCAUCACCCAGCUAUGACGACGACGAUGACGACAGACUUGAAGACCCCCACCUCAUGAUGAGCAAACUUGCCUGCACAAAGGUGGAGCGCCCACCCUCACCCAUGUCCAUGGCCCCUCAGUCCUCCCUUCCCCCUGUGCCACCCAGACUUGACUUGCUACCACACAGACCUCCCAACCCUCCAGGCGCCUCCAGCCCCGGGGUCACCGCUAAGGCAGCAUCUCAUCACAAAGACAAGCCUCUCCCCCUCCCCCCAGCACUGAGGGAUCUCCCCCCUCCUCCUCCUCCAGACCGUCCCCACACAGCCGGGGCAGCCCCCGAUGGACGGCUACCUAGGCGGCCCUUACCCUGCACUCCUGGGGAGCCCCCUCGUGAUAAGCUCCCUCCUACACCCCCAAACCGGCCCCUGGCUGACUGGAACUCUCGGCCCGUUCCCAAGGCCCCCAGCUCCUCUUCCUCAUCCUCCUCCUCAUCUUCCUCAUCCACCCAGGUCUCCACUCUGGGAGGAGACAUUCGAGCAGGUGUCAGGGAACUCUCCAACCGUCACUCCCUCCCCUUGGCGCUGCCCUCCGCUCUGGACACACGCUCGGACUCACAGAAGAACAACGGCUCCCUCAGUCUGGACCACCAGCUGAAUUUUACAGCAGUGGCUGCUCAAGAUUAUGACAACCCCAAAGUCAAGCCCUCAUCCUCAGCCAAUGCCAUCUAUUCUAUGGCAAUUAGACCUUCUGCAGCCCUGAGGCCGGUGACAGGAGAGGAGGCACAUGACAGUGAGGAAGAGUCAGAGUACAUGAUCCCCUCCUCUCGCCCUGUCCUACCCCCCAUCACGGCACCACCUGUAGGGGAGAUCCAACCAGUCCCGAGGCCUCCUCAGCCUCUAUCUUCACUCCAGACACAGACCCAAGCCCCUGCACUCAACUCCCGGAUGACACUGUCUGAACUGGAGGAUGGACCUCAAAUGUAUGAAGACAUGUACAACAUCCAGGCCAGGUCCCAACAAGCCAGAGAUUCAGAUUAUUCAGAGUUGCCCCCUCUGGCAAUGACCAAUGGUCCCAGAGACCAUGCGGACGAGGACAGGGAAGAGGAGGAAAACGGCUAUGACUUCCCCAAACCCCGGCUGCCAAUGCCUAGUGCCCGACGGACCCUUUCAGAACUGGGGGGGUCGUCUUCCUCGUCUUCAUCUUCCUCAUCAAGUUCAUCCUCCACAGCUGCUUUCAGCCGCCUUUCUCUAGAUUCGGACGCUGGAGCUGCAGCACUCUUCUCAGAGCCGGUGGAAGCACCAGAGAGACCUCCGAAGCCCCUCCCCAGACGAAUCAACUCAGAGCGACGACCCAGCCCCAUCCCGCCCAUCCCUGCUCCACCCAGUGGAGCAAUAGGAGGAGAAGCCAACCCUCAAAUCAGUAGCGAGAUAGAGGACCUAAUGAGUCAGGGAUACUCUUACCAGGACAUCCAGAAAGCACUGAUGAUUGCACAGAACAAUAUCGAAAUGGCCAAGAACAUCCUACGCGAGUUUGUCUCCAUUCCCUCCACUGCGCAUGUUCUUACAUAGCACACUCCUCGUGCCUCUCUCUACAUGUUUGCUCUCUCGCCCUAGCUUGGCCCAGCCUGGUUGGGUUGAGGUUGGCGCAGCCCAGCCCAAAGCCCAUUGCCUGCAGCACUACCUCCGGUGCUGGCUGACGCCCAACGCUCCUGUGGAUUUUUAACUGGCUGUUCCUCCGGCGAGCUCACAGCAUCUCUGGGACUCCGCGCCCUGCACUCCAUGCGCUUUCAACAGUGUCUGGCCGCCUUUAAACUGCUACAGUGGGCGUAUUUUGUUUUCAAGGACAUCGCAGUGGGACUGACUAAGCACAUGUGGAACAAUGACGGGACGCCACAUGGCGCAAGACCUUUGUAGAAAUCUUGGGAAAACUCUUCAUAUUUCAUGUUGAAGCCUCUUGCUGAAAAUGUAACCAACACCUCACAAAUAAAACUAAAAAUGUAUGUCUAUAUGAAAAUUUAAUAUAUGAGUAAAUAUAUAUUAAAUGUGUGUAAUAUAUACAGUACGUGCAUAUACAGUAUGUUUAAAAAAAACAAAAAAAACAAAAAAAAAACUUUCAGCUUUGAGGGUUGCUGUUGGUACAAGCUAUAUGGGUAGACGGGGACCAGAUUAAAGUCGGGGUUUGGUCCUUUUCUGGCAGACUGAGGGAUGUUACAGUGUGGAGAAACACAUGAGGAAGAGUUGGGGUGUCUUCCUCUCUAAGAAGUGUUGGUCAGCAGCAGCUUAGAAGACGCGCAGUAGAGCUUUUUCACAAUGAAUUCAAUCUGUUAUGGCCUUUUAGAUUAACAACGUUACUUUGGUACCUUUUCUGUUUUUUUUUUUUUAGAAAAACAUGCUUGUUUUGUCGUGUUGUAAUUUUCAAAGUAGCAUGACGAUGGUUUCAGGUCUCAACUGUUGUCUGGCAGUGUGUUUCACUCUCUAUAUGUGAGUGUGUUUCUGUAUGUGAGUGUGUGUGUGUGCGCGUGUCUGCCGGACCUACUCAUGACCUGCUCUUCAUUGAACCCCUGUUCCUGUACAACAUGAAUGUGGAAUUACAGUCAGUAUACUUAGACUUGUGCUCUGUAAACGUACUACUGCUCUAACUCAUACGACGGGGCCUAGUGUAGAUGUAGAGCCUGGCAGCGAGAUUAUUAGAGGACGUGCUAAAGUCGACGACCUUGCAGUACCAGACAGGCUUGUGUGUGUGUGCGUGUGUGAGAUCCAUGGUGGCUGACACGUUUUCGUCUAAUUUCAGUGGCUGCCUGGUUUGAAUUUUUGUCUCUAGAUCAGCCCAGUGUUAUGAAACAAAAAAAUAUAGUCAUUGUUUUACUUUGGUAAUAUAUUAUUGUAAUAUGAUCAUAAAUGUUAUUAUAAUUCAUUCAGAAGUGCUUCACUGCUGCUACUAUUGUUAGUGCUAAACAAUUACGCCUUAAAUGUACAUUUGUGAAUAUUGUGUUUAACAGUCAUCCAUUUCUUUAAAGUGACAGUAUCAUCCGUUUCUCCAGUCCGUAAUGUAGCAUACUUGAAAGUACAAGUGGCUUGUGAGCCUCUCAAGCUUUUUAAUAUAUAUAUUGUCUAUGAUUCUAAACAGGUAGACUCUGGAUAGCAACAGUAAUGAAGCAAACAAAAUUCCUUUCAUUAUGACAUCAUUUUGUAAUAGAAUCAGGCUUCUCUUUCACAUGAAUUUCCUUUCUCACUCUACUGAAAGGGGAGUGGGCUCUGAGGCUUUUUAGAAAAGUAGGCUCAUGGGUUUGCUGGCCCAGCCCCAAGUCUACAUUAAAAUCAGUAUUUGGGCCAACUGUAAGAACUAACUCAGGAAUAAUGUUUAUAUAAACAUGUGGCGUUCACCCUGGCUGUCAAAAACCAGAGGGGACUCAUUGUCAGAGACAGCAUUUCACCAACCGUCUGUUCAUCCAGGUGACAUGUAGCCAAAAGUAUCCGCUUAAUGAAGUCACACAAGUAGCCUCUUACCUUCUUUUUUUUAUUUGUCACAUUAUAACUUGCACAUUUUUCGUAUUAUUUCCAAUGUUCACAGGACUAGAGACAGCAGCUUCAUUUCCAGGUACUAUGAAUGAACAAGAUAAAUAAAUGCAAGGAGCUUUUAGGUACAUUGACUUGAACCUCUCUCAGCAUAUGAAGAAGAAUGUGGUUGGGUUUUUUGGGGGGGUGUAAAUCAUGUCAAUAGCUCAUCAGCCCUAGCUUACUCUGGGUAAUGCUGUCUGUUGACUGGAAGCCAUCUCCUUGCUGUCUGGCCAUCCUCUAGUUCUUGUUUUCUUCUUUUCCAAGUUGCCUUGAGAAACUUCUUGAAUGAUAGGUAAUGGACGUGGAGUUCCCCAGUCCUCAAUACUGUACCAAUGUUUCGUUGAUGUUUCGAGGACAGCAUGUCAUUGUCGUGUAUCAUCUACCUUUUUUUGAAUUUUUGUUCACACAGUUUACCAAUUUGUGCUUCAAUACUGUCACUCUAAAGAAAAGCAAAUUGUAUAGAGUUAGUCAUAUGAAAAGAAAAAAUUGCUGUUUUAUUUCAUUUUGCAUUCCUGUAUAUGUAUUUUGUUCCAAAGGUUUUGUUUACUUAUGUGAGUAAUUCUGUGAGCAGUGCCAUAUGUUUAGAGAUCCUCACCAUGUUUAGAAGAAGGCAUUGUGUGUUUUUGACGGGAGUUUGUAGGUAUUGACCUGCACCUGAAGGCGAGAUUGUGCAUUACGGCUUGUAUUAUUCUGUCCUUUUUGCCUCGUCAGCCGCAUCAGGCCUCAUCUGUGAGGAGUGAGAGGUCUCUGCCUCCUUUUGUUUGUCUUUCUUACCUGAAAGAUUAACUAGGCCUCAGAUCAGUGCUCAAACUCGGAGAUGCUGGAACCUGUUUACCAGCUCCUGUUACCCCUCAGUCCCUGCGUUGGGGUACUUAAACUUUCUGCCAGAAGAGGGAGCUGCUGUUCCAUGUAGCCGCGUUGCUUCUUGUCAGUAAAAGGCAUUCAUUAACUUUUUUGAUGGUUUUUAAAGCUCAUAUCACUUUGGAAGUAUGCACAGUGCUGUUAAUAAAAUGAUAAGUAAAAGCCA
Micropterus dolomieu (smallmouth bass) is the source of this 6622-nucleotide messenger RNA. RefSeq names its product Cbl proto-oncogene, E3 ubiquitin protein ligase (gene cbl). The transcript is spliced from 16 exons. Gene Ontology annotation, biological process: negative regulation of epidermal growth factor-activated receptor activity; cell surface receptor signaling pathway. Gene Ontology annotation, cellular component: plasma membrane; membrane raft. Gene Ontology annotation, molecular function: calcium ion binding; phosphotyrosine residue binding; ubiquitin protein ligase activity. Lineage: Eukaryota; Metazoa; Chordata; Actinopteri; Centrarchiformes; Centrarchidae. The record is from RefSeq and is a predicted model, not a curated record. Bases 742 to 3606 code for a protein of 954 amino acids.